UUUGUUCGGUCGCGUCCGGCCAAAUAAACAAAAUUUGUUGCACUUUGAUUUGUCAAACAAAUCGCAAAUGCUAAAAAGAAAGAAAAAAGGAAGGGGUGGUUUUCAGUUUUGCCCUCCACUCUAUCUCUAUCAAUGGCCAUGAAAUCUGCAACAUGCUCUUCUUACGAGAAAUUUGAGAUCAGGAAACGAAACCCAAACCCCAAAAUCUCAGUUCUGUUAGUGAUUGAUAUGCAAAACUACUUCUCUUCCAUUGGGAAGCCCAUCCUCUCAGCCAUCAACACCACCAUCGACCUCUGUCGACGUUCCUCCAUCCCCGUACUCUUCACGCGCCACCGCCACAAGUCCCCCUCCGACUACGGCGUUCUGGGUGAGUGGUGGAACAACGACCUAAUACUCGACGGGACCCCCGAGGCGGAGCUGAUGCCGGAGCUGGGCCGGAAGCCUGGAGAUGGGGUGGUGGAGAAGAACACAUACAGUGCGUUUAGGGGCACGGGCCUGGAGGAGCGGCUGAGGGAGAUGGGAGUGGAGGAGGUGAUCGUGACGGGGGUGAUGACCAAUCUGUGCUGUGAGACGACGACGCGUGAGGCUUUUGUGAGGGGGUUUAGGGUUUUCUUCUCUACAGAUGCGACGGCGACGGCAUCGGCGGAGCUGCACGAGGCCACCUUGAAGAACAUGGCUUAUGGGUUUGCUUAUUUGGUCGAUUGCGAGAGGCUUCGAGAUGGGUUUUCUGUGUAAAGUUAGGGAUUCUAUGUAUGUUGUGUGUAAAGUUUGGUUCUUAUGUUUUUGCCCUUUUUAGUAUGUUGUGUGUUAGUUUGUCUAGUUUUUAAAGUAUGGUGCAAUAAAAAUGGCUUCCUUCUUGACAUAUUUGUAUUGGAAUUGUCCUUUUUUUUUUCUUUUUUUUUUCUUCAUGAACUUGAAGAGAGAUUAAGAAAGGAAAAUGAAAGGACUGAUGAAAUGUGAUUGAAAUAUGAUAUAUUUCACACACAUUUUCUCUUUACCUUUCCAAACCCUUCCAAAAUUCAUGAACCAAAGUUGCCAAGUAGCUCAUGGUUUUGUUGUACUGUCUACUUAUUGUGCUGCUUGUUUCUUUUAAAAUUUACUCAAUUCCAAUGUUA
Camellia sinensis is the source of this 1115-nucleotide messenger RNA. Its product is annotated as nicotinamidase 2. Lineage: Eukaryota; Viridiplantae; Streptophyta; Magnoliopsida; Ericales; Theaceae. The record is from RefSeq and is a predicted model, not a curated record.